UCAUCGCACGACACUUUCUCUCUCUCACUCGGGACACGCAGUCAACGUGUCCAACACCUCUAUCCCCUCAGCAAAAACCUUUAUUCCAAAAUCCCAAAAUCAAAUUCGAAUUAUCUAUGCAGCAAUAAAUCCAAGCAAUCUUCUCUCCUCUUUCGCAUUAAUUGCGUGUUUUGCCUCACUAAUUCUCGGCAUUUUCUGAGUCUUUUUAUUGAUGCGCGUGUCGCCAUUUCUUGUUCUUAUCCAUUGAUAAUUGCGUCACCAAAGCCCCGAUCUCGGCCUUCGGCGGCCUCCCGCUCGCGUUCGAUUCUUUGUUUUUCUGUUUAAUGAAGUUCUGCAGCGCCGCCGCCUGCCGUUUCGAUUGUGCUCGACAGCAGUUGUUAUGGAAUUCGCUUGAUCAACUCCCACUCGCAUUGUCUUCUCCCUCGGGUUCCAUCACUUUGAUUUUUGUGGCUAGUGUGUUCUUGAGAAAGAAGGGAGAUUCAGAUGGCGAAUGGAGACAAUGGCCGCUGCGUGUUUCCGUUGACAGGCUUACAAAUUGGGGAUUUGCAGUCCUAUCUUUCACAUCUCAGCCUAUUUAUGGCCUCUGACAGUGGGAAGUUCUAUAUCUUGGUGGACAACCGGCCUUGGUUGAAGGUUCUCGUGUCUCGGCCUACGCAUUUGUGGCAGUUGAUGGUCACUAAGUCCAGGUUGUCCCCCUUCGCGAACACGAAGAGGCAGAAGGAUAGGAAGUUGAUGAGAGAACUUUCAGAUUUAGAUACUUCUCCCUCAUCAAACACAAGUAAAUUGAGAAACUUCAAACAGUGGAUCUCGUUGAUUGAUGCAGUGACCUUAUCCCGGAAGAGGGCUUUGUUACCUGUAAAAAAGCUUAGGAAUUCUCUGAUUGCCAACAGCAAGUUACACAGAACAUUGUAUGGCUUCAUUAUCUUUGAGGUUGCGUGGAGGGAUGUACGUGGUAUUAACUAUUUGAACGAGCUUCAGACUGAUACAUCGCUUGCAAUGGAGUCUAAAGUCAUGAGAAGGUGGGAAUUCGAUAGUGUGGCCCAAGCAGCAAACUCAAUUUCUUCAUGGUUCCCUGGGACCCUCAACGAACGGAUCCUUUUGAAAGAGCAUUUGGAUGCUACAAUAGGAGAAGUUUUUCAUGACGCACAAGAAAGUUUCCCAAGGAGUGACAAGAAGGCUGAUAUUAAUGAUAUUGCAAGUGAUGGCACAAGUGUUGAAGCUGAAUCUCCAUGCUCUUCGAGUAGCAGCUUUAACGUGUAUUCAGUAACGAUGCAAAACUUAACACAUAGACUGCACACACCUCCUCCUGAUGGUUUUCCUUACAAAAGGCGGAAACUUAUGAGUCCUAUACACUUUGAUCUUGGGACAUCUUCUGAAGAAGCAGACGCCGAAAAUGCUGAGAUGUUGUCUCACACCCCAGAUAUGAGUGACUGUGAAGAAACACUCCAACCUUCCAUAUACCGUGAUGUUUUGAUUUUAUUCCGGUUUGAUGAUCGUGACCUUCCUUUCAAAUUAAGAGACAUAAUUAUGUCUGAUCUGCGGUUACUUACUCUACUUGAAGCCGGACUUCCAUCAUGGGUUAUUUUCCUUCAAUCCUAUCCAGUAUUUUGUCAUCUUUAUCGUCCAUGGAUGUGUCCGUUGGCCAGGGCUUGCUACGUGCUUAUAUCCAUCGUCACUGUCCUCAUUGGGUUUUACGACUUGUAUAAAAACGUACCUCUCCUUAAGGCCACAGCAUCUAGGUUGUUCGGGCCCCUGUUCGACUGGAUAGAAUCAUUGGAAAUGAUAUCAAGAAUCAAGUAUUUAGGGACCAUGUUAUUCCUUCAUAAUUUUCAAAAGGCGAUUAAGUGGUUUCUUUCUGCAACGAGAACUAUCCGUUCAUUUUUCACAUUAGUUAUAGAGCCAAUGGCUGGACCAUUUGCUGAGUUCUUGGAAUUCUUACUUCCUCUUUGGACUAUGUUCGGAGAAGUUGCCGAGAGUCUCUUUUCAGUCGCGUGGAUGGUGGUCGGGUCUUGUUUCACAAUGGUCGGAGAGCUCAUAGAGAUUUUAUUGUUGCCGUUAUGGUAUAUCUUGUCUCUUGUGUGGAAUAUUGCAAUAUCCGUUUUAUAUCCGGUAUUCUGGAUCCUGUGGGAAACUCUUUAUGCUCCAAUCCGACUCAUCCUUGGAUUUUGUAGCCUCGUGGCAUACUUAUGUACUCUUGUCUACGAAAUGGUUGGAGAUUUGUUGCUAUUCGCCGGCAGCCUAGUUAGUUUUACUAGGGAUGUCGAAUCAACAGUGAGCUCGUACGAGGUGUCAAUCUGGCGCUCUCUAUGGAAUGACCUUUUCUCUCAGAUUUUCCGUGCUGUCCGUAGUAUCCUCAACGGUUUUGUGGCUUUCUUCACUACAUGCAACAGACACCGGCUGAGCACCUAUAAUCAUAUGAAGGAGUUAUACCACAGAUUGUCGCGCAGACCCAGAAGGGUGGGUGCUCAAAAAACUGAUCAAGAUCCACAUACUCAUAUAUCCGUAAGUAUAUCUCCAAGCUCGACUCGCUUCAUAGUCAUAACGCCUUACUUACACGAGACGUGGUGGUUGAAAUUAUGUUCUCUUGCUUGAAUUUGCACUUGAGAGUGAGUCCUUCUGCGAGGGGUUGCCAGUUAUACCAGUUUUAUUCACAUACAUAAGACUCUUCAUAAACGGGUCUAUUUUUAGAGUCUUAUCUCAAUAAAUCGAUUUUAUUCAUGUAUAUAGUUGUGGAUUCACUCGGGAAAAAUUUACUUGUUGCAGCCACGAGUUGGGAAGAGUUUCGUCAAGCCCAGGAGCGGGGUUAGAUGACAUUGACACGAAUCGUAUACGACAGUUUUCAACGGGUAAUAUCAUCUUGUACAUGUGAGAGUUUUGUCCAUAUAAAUCUGUGAAAUACGUAUACUAUGUUCUUUUGAAUAAUUUCAGCUAACGUUGUAAAUAUUCUCCUAUCUGUUGGUGUGUUUUUCUGAAUUAGCAAGUGUAGCUUAAUUUUGUCUGUAAUUUAAUUUACAUGUUUUUUCAUUCAAUGGAAGGAGGCUAAGAAUUUGUUUUCA
Molecule: messenger RNA, 3056 nt
Organism: Salvia miltiorrhiza (redroot sage)
Lineage: Eukaryota; Viridiplantae; Streptophyta; Magnoliopsida; Lamiales; Lamiaceae
Exons: 9
Coding region: 484-2592 (702 amino acids)
Source: RefSeq, a predicted model, not a curated record